Molecule: messenger RNA, 2944 nt
Organism: Petromyzon marinus (sea lamprey)
Lineage: Eukaryota; Metazoa; Chordata; Hyperoartia; Petromyzontiformes; Petromyzontidae
Biological process (GO): chiasma assembly; synaptonemal complex assembly; lateral element assembly
Cellular component (GO): synaptonemal complex; central element; male germ cell nucleus
Molecular function (GO): double-stranded DNA binding
Source: RefSeq, a predicted model, not a curated record
UGCAAAGAAUACAACAUGGAGGGGAACGACAAUGAAACCUUCAGCCGAAAUUUGGGCAGCAGUUUUUCCACGCUCCCCGACUUCAAAAUACGGUGCAUCUUGGGCAGUGUUUCAGAGAAUGAACGAGGUCACCGUCAAUCUAGGCAGGUCCGGGAGCCAUCGAGCCGUGGCCAGAGUCAGCUAGGGCAAGGUCGCGGUCAAACGGGGCCAUUCCAGGUGAUGUUGGGUCACGGGUGGUGUCAGAUGGGACAAGGUGAAGGUCAAUCUGGUGGGCAAAUCCAGGGGCCAUCGGUUCAAGGUUGGGGUAAUAAAGGGCAGGGUCAGCCGGGGGAAGGCGACGGAGUGGCAAUUCAAGGCCACAAUCAGCCAGGGCAGGGGCCUUCGAUUCAAGGUUGGGGUAAUAAAGGGCAGGGUCAGCCGGGGGAAGGCGACGGAGUGGCAAUUCAAGGCCACAAUCAGCCAGGGCAGGGGCCAUCGACUCAAGGUUGGGGUAAUAAAGGGCAGGGUCAGCCGGGGGAAGGCGACGGAGUGGCAAUUCAAGGCCACAAUCAGCCAGGGCAGAGCCAAUAUCACGACGGGAAAAAAAAACCCCAAUUGGGCCGAGGUCAGACUCAGCCAAAACAGGGUCAGCGUCAACCCGAGCAGGGCCAGGGACUGUCAGGGCACGCCCAUGGUCUGCUGGGGCAAGGCCGAGGUCAACCUAAUCAGGGCCUGAGUCAGCCAAGGCAAUCUCAUUGUCCACUGGGCCAAGUCCAGGAGCCAUUGGGUCACGCUUGGGGUCAACUUGGACAAGGUCAAGUGGGUCGUGGUGAAACUGGACAGGUUCAACAAGGUCAAGCACAGAGGAUGCUAUUGCAAGCUCAAGCAAACAUCACUGAGCAGCAUCAACCUCGGCAGAGCACGCCACCGCCGCCGCCGCUGCCGCUUGAUGGGCAAGAGAAUAAAGAUCACGUGUCAAGGACGUACAAUUCUUUGCGCUGUGAAAUGAACAAGUUGAACAUGUGGAAGGUCAGAGUUCACUCUGAGCUCAGCAAAAAGGAGGAAGCUGUCAGAAUGGCCCAGGAGACGGCCGACGCUCUGCAGAAAUCAACUCGACAAACACAGCUUGAAAAUGUACACCUCAGCGCGCAACUUCAAGACGUGAUUGACAUCAAAGGAGAUUUAAUGGAGAAGAUCCGUGCCACCAGGCAGAUGUGUGACGAUCUGAAGGGCCAGUCCUCUUCAGUGCAACAAACAUUAACCAGAGCUGAAACAGAACAAGAAGAAGUGGAAGCUGUUCAUUCGUCGCUGAAAGCAGAACUGAAGACGUUUGCGGUGACUUUCAGCGAAUUGAAUUUAAAGUCUCAAAAUGACAAGAAUAUUGCGUUGGGCAAAGUGGAAGCAGCCGUGGAAGCGACGGGGAGAGCGCGGUGGGACUUUGUAAACAAGUUGACGAUUAAAGAAAGCCAGGCCAAAGAAAUGUCCGAGCUGUUGGAGUUAAAAAAUGAAGAGCUCAAAAUGGCCUCGCAAAAGCUGCAAGAUUCCAUUGAAAGCUGCGCUCGACUCGAAGAAACAGAGCGCAACUUUCAAGCACGGCUUGAGCAAAUGCAGAAAGAAAGUGGUACCCUGAAACUCGAAGUAAAUCGCCGUCGGGAAAUUGAAAGCACGCUGCAGGCUGGGAUGCAAAACGCGGAGAGAAGUUUUGCGGAGAAGGAGCGAGAGUUCACCGCAAGCACCGCGGGGCAGCGGCUGUCGUGCGACAAGCUGCAGCACGAACGUCGGGACCUGAACGUGAUUGUGCAAAACCUGGAGAAGGCAAACGAAGAGUUGACAGCAGCAGCCAGCCAGAGGCGCAGCGAAGAAGCUGAGAUUCGUAGCAGGCUUGAAAGAAAUAUUCGUGAAAAAAAUACAGAAAUAGGUAAUUUGAAGAUUGCAAGCGACAAUAACGACAUGAAACAUCGCGAAACGCUGGAAUCCUUAGACGCGUUCAAACGAGAGAGAGCUUCACUCCAAGAAGCCGUCUGUCAAAUGGAACAGCGGAUAGCCGCCAUGGAAACGCUGAAAAACGAAAGCAAGAGCGAACUCAACGGAGCGAAAGCAAAAGAGCGCGUCUUGGAGAAUGACCUCAGAGACGCCUUGAACGCGGUGAACGUCCUGGAAUCAGAGCUGUCUCAGGAGAGGUAAAUGUUGGAGCGUUAUUUUUCAGCUCGCUCAUUCGGGCGCAUUUAGGCGUUCCCCUCCUCCUCCCCCUUCGCCCUCUCUCCCUUUUAUCGUUUCAACCCCCGGCCGUCCUUCCCCCGAGAGCGGUGUCUCUUCACCUUGACCGCAGCCUGCCACCCCUUGUGGCUCUCAGCCGUUAACAACGUCGUACAACGUCGAUACGGUAGAAACCGUGGGAUCGCGAGCUCGAUUCGUUCCGGAAACGUGUUUUGUAAUCCAAAGCACUCGCGUAUAAUCAGAGCACUCGGUACAUCAGUUGUGAUCACGUGACGCCCGGCAGUACAAAGCGUGUCUACACGUGCGCUGCGCGUAUUGCGAGAACCUCGCUCGUUUAUCAAGUUAAUAUUUAUUUACAAAUGUAGCCCGUCUCGCCAAACACUCGCAGGCCAAGUUACUCGCAAUCCAAGGUUUUACUGUACACAGCAACUCCUCUGCACCCCCUGUGGGACGUAAGGCCACAAUAAAUACACAGGGGUUGAUGAAACAAAGUAGUUGUACUAACGUAUCCACGCUAAAUUUGCGUUUUGUUUUUUCACCUUCUAAAGAAAACAAAUCUGGCCGUGUCUCGCACCCCCCCAGAAAGGGAAUCUCGCACCCUCAGGUUGUGAAGAGCCACUGCCCUACAGGGUUAUCCGAGUUAAGGAAGUAGACACCAGGGAAGUAGAGUUUAUUUAAACACAUGGCAUCGACGGGUUAAAGAUAUAAAACGCCGGUGAAUAAUCGGCGUGCUUGACAGGUGUCAAGU